Molecule: messenger RNA, 681 nt
Organism: Phragmites australis (common reed)
Lineage: Eukaryota; Viridiplantae; Streptophyta; Magnoliopsida; Poales; Poaceae
Product: auxin-responsive protein SAUR36-like
Exons: 1
Coding region: 192-620 (142 amino acids)
Biological process (GO): response to auxin
Source: RefSeq, a predicted model, not a curated record
GCCUUGUCUCUUGCCGACUUGUCGCGAUGAUAACCACACUUGGCCGCGGCACUAUCUUUUCGCUCGCCUAUAAAUUCAGCGACUGGCUAGCUAGACACCAUCACAUCAUCAGCUCAUCCACAAACUGAGCCUUGCAUUUCAUCUCACACGUAUUCGAAUUCCCAGCUGAAAACCAAGGUCAAGAACCGACCAUGAUAAGUGCCAAGAGAAUUGCUCAACUGGCCAGGAAGUGGCAGAGGAUGGCAGCACUUGGGAGGAAGAGGCUCACAACGACCGCUGAGGAAAUUGAAGAAUGCUGCACUUCUGCGGCAGUGAAGGGCCACUGUGCCAUGUACACCGCUGAUGGGAUGCGGUUCAAGGUCCCAUUGGCGUACCUCGGCACCGCAGUCUUCGUUGAGCUCCUGAGGAUUUCUCAGGAGGAGUUUGGGUUUGCAAGCAACGAUGGCAGGAUCACACUGGCUUGCGAUGCGGCAGUCAUGGAGUAUGUCAUGUGCUUGCUCAGGAGAAAUGCUUCUGCUGAGGUAGAGAAGGCGUUGUUAAGCUCUAUGCUGACGCCUUGCCACUACGAUGGUUGUGUAAUACCAACUUUUGGAGCCAACCAGCAAAUUUGUUGUUUGUAGUUUCUGAAGGCAACACAUGCUGAAAUCCUGAUGUUGUCUUUUGUUUUGUGUGGUUUGCCUA